Messenger RNA from Aspergillus japonicus CBS 114.51, 420 nucleotides. RefSeq lists its product as uncharacterized. The record is from RefSeq and is a predicted model, not a curated record. The coding region runs from base 1 to 420 and encodes 139 amino acids. Gene Ontology annotation, molecular function: monooxygenase activity; iron ion binding; oxidoreductase activity, acting on paired donors, with incorporation or reduction of molecular oxygen. Lineage: Eukaryota; Fungi; Ascomycota; Eurotiomycetes; Eurotiales; Aspergillaceae. The transcript is spliced from 4 exons.
AUGUGCAGUUCCCUUCCCCUCCUUCUUCUGCUCCCCUCUCAAUUCUCUUUUCGCUGGGUGUCGUCUCCACCUCCGCCCAUAAGACUCCGUUACCAAAGCUCAGCAGUCAUCGACGAGACGCUCCGCAUCUCCUGCCCCGCCCCUGGAGUUCUACCCCGUAUAGUCCCGCAGGGUGGUUGCGUUAUCGCAGGACUGGGAUUCAUUCCCGGCGGACCACUCGAGCAUCAGCCGCAACGCGACCAUCUUCCGCAGGAUCACGGAUCUAUCAACCCGAGCGAUGGCUCUCCGAAGAAGCCAACGGCUUGGAUCAUUGGAAGGUUAGCGCAGAUGGAAAUGACGAUGGCCCUGGCCUAUUUGUUCAACCGGUUCGAUUUGGCUCUGUAUGAGACUGAUGCGGAGAGUUUGAGGGUAUCGAACUAG